UAGGUAAAGAGCGCGGUGACGCCAAAGAGGAGGUUUCACCAGCCGCACUUUCUCCUCUUGUUGGUUUCCUGUUUGAUACAGGACAAACAGACAGGGCAGCCGGAUAACCCUCCUCAUAUAUCCAGCACAGUGCAGCUAACUCACGCAUCUUAACUCAAAGCUUCGGAAAGAAGCCAGGUGCUGCGCCGUCCUGCGCACGGAUCCACCGGCGGUGUGGGACUCCCGAAACCCCAUUUAAAGCCACAGAAAGGGGGAACAACAAAGAUGCUCCUGCCUCUGCUAAUCCUUCAGCUGCUCGUGGCUCCAGCUCUCAUGGUGCCCAGUAAGGAUUACUGGGACUCAUGGGGUGCUUAUGGAGAGUGCAGUCGCAGCUGUGGCGGCGGUGUGACCGUGAAAACCAGACGCUGUAUCAGUCACAGGACUGAUGGAGGACAUAGCUGUGUUGGACCAGAGAAGUCUUACCGCUCCUGCAACAUCCAGGACUGUCCGGAGGGAUCCAGGGAUUUCCGUGAAGAGCAGUGCUCCAUGUUUGACGGGACUGACUUUCAGGGGAAACGCUACAAGUGGCUCCCAUAUUAUGGAGCUGAGAACCCGUGUGAGCUGAACUGCAUGCCAAGAGGGGAAAACUUUUAUUACCGUCACCGCAGCGCUGUGGUCGACGGUACACCCUGCCACCCUGGACGCAGGGAUGUCUGUGUGGCUGGAGUCUGCAAGCAUCUGGGGUGUGACAACAUGUUGGAGUCUCCCCAGCAGGAGGACCCCUGCCUGCAGUGUGGGGGUCAUGGACAGUCCUGCUACCGCAUCAAGGACAGCUUCUCUGUGCGUGACCUGCCAACUGGCUACAACCAGAUGUUUAUCAUUCCUGUUGGAGCCACCACCAUCAGCAUCAGAGAAACGGUGGCCACACGCAACUACCUUGCUAUCAAGAACCUACGUGGAGAGUACUACCUUAAUGGCCACUGGAUAAUUGAGGCUUCCAGGUCGACUCCCAUCUCCAGCACCGUGCUGUACUACCAACGAGGUGCUGUGGGUGAAGACGUCCCUGAAACCGUCACCGGCCGUGGCCCCACCACAGAACCCCUUGUUGUUGAGCUGCUCAGCCAGGAGCCCAACCAGGGGGUGGAGUAUGAAUUUUACCUUCCAAACGAACGCUCCACAGAAGGUUAUUACUGGAGUUUUGGAUCCUGGUCUUCCUGCAGCAAAGAGUGUGGAUCAGGUUUCCAGACUCGGUUGGUCUUCUGUGCCAUCGAUAACGAGGCCUACCCUGAUUAUCUCUGUGCUUCUCUGCCGAGGCCACAGGCCAACCGGACGUGCAAUCCCCAACCGUGCCCACAGGUCCGCAGUUGGAGAACCGGGGAGUGGAAUACCUGCUCGGUUACCUGUGGUGGAGGUUCCCAGGUGCGCAGUGUGCAGUGCAUCUCCCAUGAUGCCUCAGGACCCCGUGUAGUGGAGGAUGCCAUUUGUGCUGCCUACACUGAGGCUCCUCCCUCUGUGCAGACCUGCAACAUGCACAGAUGUGCAGAGUAUCAUGUGACCAGAUGGAGCGCAUGCUCUGCGACCUGUGGUUCGGGUGAGCAGACCAGAGAAGUGACCUGUGUUGGUUUAGAUGGUAUAAGGCUGGAGGAAACAUUCUGCAGCGCUUUGCUCCGCCCAGCCGCCGUCCAACCCUGUGAGAUGGCUGCCUGCCCGCCACAGAUCAGCUGGCGCGUUGGAGCGUGGGGGCUGUGCUCUCAGAGUUGUGGUUCUGGCUCUCGAGAGCGCCAGGUGAUCUGCUCAGACCAGAAGAGGAACGUAUACCAUGCGGACCGAUGCCAUGCCCACCCCAAACCCUCCACAGUGGAGCACUGCAACACCCAGUCCUGCUACAGUCCACAGCCUCGCAGGCUAGAGAUGGAUCCAACCCAGACAAACAAGGUCCGCGGCCCUCACCGCUCCGCCCUGGCCCUCCACUGCAGCCAGUCCUAUCACGGCUGCUGCCCAGACGGGUACACUGCAGCCAGGGGACCCCAGGGUCUGGGCUGUCCACAGGCCCCAGCUGUGGUUCCUGUCCAGCCAUUCUGCAUUCAGACCAGUCAUGGUUGCUGUGAGGAUGGCAUGACGACUGCUCAGGGCCCCAACAAGGAGGGCUGUGCGGAGUAUGUGGCCCCUGCACCCACUGUUGCUCCUUCUCUUCCUACUGAGAAUGCAGUACAGUGCCGAACCACCACCUAUGGGUGCUGUUAUGACCGCACCACACCUGCAGGUGGAGCCAACGGGGAGAGCUGCCCCGACCCACCAAACCACAUUAAGCGCUCCGUCUGCUCCCUGCCGCGUGCCGCCGGCUCCUGCAGCAGCUGGGUGUCACGCUACCACUACGAUGUCAUCACAUCAAAGUGUGUGCACUUCUGGUAUGGAGGUUGCCAUGGCAACAGCAACAACUUUAUGACCCUAGCAGAGUGCCAAAGCGCGUGUCAGGUGCCCGCACUGAGCCAGCAGGGCUCGGGGCCUCCUGAUCCUGCUGGACAGUCAUCUCGUAGAAGAGAAUCUACUGCAUCUGGAGCGGCAACAUCAUCUAGAGGGUCAACGAGUGGGCACUCACACAACAUGGGGAUGAUU
Molecule: messenger RNA, 2595 nt
Organism: Monopterus albus (swamp eel)
Lineage: Eukaryota; Metazoa; Chordata; Actinopteri; Synbranchiformes; Synbranchidae
Gene: paplna
Product: papilin a, proteoglycan-like sulfated glycoprotein
Exons: 18
Biological process (GO): proteolysis; extracellular matrix organization
Cellular component (GO): extracellular matrix
Molecular function (GO): metalloendopeptidase activity; serine-type endopeptidase inhibitor activity
Source: RefSeq, a predicted model, not a curated record